Messenger RNA from Spirometra erinaceieuropaei, 28716 nucleotides. Lineage: Eukaryota; Metazoa; Platyhelminthes; Cestoda; Diphyllobothriidea; Diphyllobothriidae. The record is from the annotation of a GenBank genome assembly.
AUGCUGCUCACGGAAAUAAUGACGAGGCGUUCGGUCCUGUCUGGUAGGGAGCCGUCCAUUUUUUUUAUCUGGGCAUUAUCAUACUUUAGCUUUGCGAAGACUGCCUUAUUUUCGUGUUUUCUGUGAGUUGUCUGUUUGAACUUUCGAGCAGAAUCAACAAAUUGUUCCACACUUUCUAACUGAUUGUUUAAAAUUGUUUUACCUUUCACACACUGUCGCAGUACGUAUAAUAGGCGGUUUGGUCUCGCCGAUAUGCAUGGAGGAAGGGACGUGAUCGUUCCAUUUUCCCGACAGUCGCUUGCACAGAGACAAGCCCGCUGGCCCAGGUAGUGUGUCGUCUGAGCUAAGGUGCUCGAUGACCAGCUGAACGCCGAUUCAACUCUCGGGCCAUCCAGUCUCCGGUGUGGUGGGAUGACGAGGGCGGACAAAUCAGAAACCGUUAUAUAUUAUACAGUAGGUGGACCAACUCAUGAAAUGUCAACCGAAAUUCCGAAAGGCGUUUUCGUUUCGAAAAGCUUAAUUAAGUAAGGUUGUAAAACUAGUCAGCCUACAACACAGUUCUAUAAGAAUUCAUCUUCCUCAGGAUGCCGGCUUUCGAAUGAACUUCCUCCCGACUGCAUGCAAGAACUAUACUCUGUAAAAAAUGACUGUUUAAGUGACAUGAAGUUUUCUCAUUGUCUGACGAUGCCCCUAAAAGUCCAAUUAUAUUUCAUGGAAAACAUGCAUAAAAAUAUUCAUUCUCUCGCUCAUUUGGUAGACAAUUACAUCUUAUUCCACUCUUAAACUCGAAGGAAGGGUAUAAUUCGGUUUUCAAAAACUUUUCCAAUUCCCGAAUAAUUUUGAACCCGCUCAACCGUCACACUUGGAUUCAGGGUUUCCAAACUACAAGCCGUAUAUUUUCCGCAUACGGAAAACUACACAUUUCUCUACGGUAAUAAAUGGGGACCAUAUAGGGCUCAUAAAAGUUAACAGUGGAUUUGAUCCAUAUUGUUAACUUUACGAGCCACAUUGGUAAAUGCAGAGGCAUGACGAUUUAUGAACGGCCAUUUCACGGUAUUUAAACGUCCCACAAUUAGAAACUUUUAAAAACCUGAUUAUACCCUUCCUUCGAGUUUAAGAGUGGAAUAAGAUGUAAUUGUCUACCAAAUGAGCGAGAGAAUGAAUAUUUUUAUGCAUUUUUUCCAUGACAUAUUACUGAUUUUUAAGGACAUCGAAAAUCAAUGAGAAAAAUUCAUGCUACUUAAGCAGUCAUUUUUACAGAAUGUAGUUUUAGCAUGCAGCCGGAAGGAAGUUCAUUCGAAAGCCGGCAUCCUGCGGUAGAUGAAUUAUUAUAGAAUUAUGUUGCAGGCUGACUAGUUUUACAGCCCUACUUAAUUAAUCUCUUCGAAACGAAAACGCAUUUCGGAAUUUCGGUUGACAUUUCACGAGUUGGCCCGCCUACUGUGGAUGCUGUCAUGUAUUGCUCUCUUUUCCUUGUUGGUGUUCCUUGGAAAUCGUUGUUUGCUUCCCACUGUGCGUCCGCCUGUAAGGGUCGUAAAUGUUAGUCCCCAAGCGAAACGGGACGAAAGCGUGUGGCGGCCGCGCCAGCUCCACUGGCUGAUGCGUUGGCUGUUGUGGCUUAUCACCCUCACGCACACACGCGCCUCAGACUCAGAGCCAAUCACAUGAUCACCACCCGGCCAAUCACUUGCUCAUGCCGGUGAGUACAUGUCAGACCCGCGUGGACAACACCCCAGUCCGCUACUCUCGCGCCUCCGAACGAAUGUCUUAUGCUGAUCCACAGACGAACUGCCAACUCACGGUGGCCUACCUCCUGAGCAGAAUAAGUCGGUUCUCGCUGUUCUCUGACCUCUGCCAUUCGACGAGACGAACUUGUGGUCUAUGUUGUUCUUAUAUCCUUUGACCACCACAAGUGUUCCCUCCUGCAAUCAAAUAGGUGAAGCACCACGUGCACGCUUCUUAAUUCCCUCCCGAGUGCCAAGUCUGCCCUCGCGUAGCAGUCUGCUGACAAAUAUGUGUUCUUAACCCCCCCAAUGCACAAUCCAUUUUCCCAACAGUGGCGCCCCUUGUUCGUCGCCGGUGCUUUGUUCUGUGCGAAUAGCUGGGAGGAUGCGAGCCGCAGUUAUUUAUUCAAUGAAAAACAUUCAAUCCCCGUAACAGUUCUUACUUCGUUUUGACUUUCCGGGCCCGCCCUGGGGUCCGCAAACAGCAACAGUAACAACAUGCAGCCGUCGUGGCUUCCAAUAAUUUCUCGACCACGUACAACCUUAACUGGUCAAACCGUAUAACAGUAAACUCGCAGUGAGCGGUAAAAAGGGGGGCAGAUUGAUACGCCGGUUUGGGAGGUUUCUUUUCAGUCAACCAUCACCCUGAUUUUUUUUACUGAUCCACGCCAUUUUAUGCCUGUCCGCGAAGUUGACUUAGUGUACAGUAAGUGACCUAACUCAUGAAAUGUUGGCUGAAAUUCUGAAAUGCAUUUUCGAUUAGGAAGGAUUACUUGGUCGCGGUUGUAAUACUGACUAUCUUGCGGCAUACUUUUGUAACAUUUCGGACUGGACAGGAUGUCGGCUUUUAAAUGCACUUAUUUUCAAUCUCCUGUAGAAAGUGUACUCGGCAAAAAAUGACUACUUAAGUAGCAUGCAUUUUUCCCAUUGAUUUUCGAUGGUCUUGAAAAUUCAAAUACAUUUUAUAGAACCCAUAAAUAAAAAUAUGCUUUCUUUUAGUCAAUCAAUAGAGAAUCAGCUCUUCUUUAUAUUUUAUACUUAAGGAAGGAGUAUAAUUAGGUUUUAAAAAAGUUUCUAAUUAUGAGACCUUUUAAGACCGCGAAAUGUCAAUUCACAUAGCAUCGUACCUGGGCGUUUACGACUGCUUCUCAUGAAAUUAACAACAUGAUAGGCAUCCAUUGCAAAAUUUUAUGGACUCUGUAUGCAAUCUCUUUAAUGGCAUAGAAAAAUAUGUGAUUUUCUUUACGCGGAACGCAUCCACCUUGCAGACUGAAAUUAAGCGCUAAUUCAACGAAUGAUCAGGCUCCAAAUUAUUCGGAAAUUGGAAAACUUUUUUGAAACCUAAUUAUACUCCUUCCUUAAGCAUAAAAUAUAAAGAAGAGGUGAUUCUCUAUUGAUUGACUAAAAGAAAGCAUAUUUUUAUUUAUGGGUUCUAUAAAAUAUAUUUGAAUUUUCAAGACCAUCGAAAAUCAAUGGGAAAAAUGCAUGCUACGCGUUGACACAAAUUGACAGUGCGGGUGUGUGUGGGGGGGGGGUUGAGGUGGGUGACCUGCAGUUCCAAGCCCCUACGCCUGCACCCUGAACGCGGACUGCGAAUUCGACCUCAUGGGCAUGAUGGCAUUAACCGACCCUAUGACGGAACGAAAAUUACCCGAAGCCCUGACUUUUCAUAGGACCUCCAUAUAGAUAUGUCCGCUGUCUAUGUCGCACUGCAUGUGGUGCGGUUUCGUCCCCAGCCACGUGUGCAUGCAGGCGACACGAGAUGUAUGACUAAAAAAGGCUUUUUCCUGAUGAUGGACUUGUCCUAAAACUCAGAUGAAUUCAACAGAUGCUUCGGGGAUUACCUUUUUUCCUUUUUCUGCAUUUGAUUUUGCAUUUGAACUUGGCUUUGCUGCCUAGAUUUUCUGGGAUCUUGACACUGCUAUGAAUGAAAAGUCCUUUGCAGGUGUCCUGUCUGUGCCAUUUUUCAUAGUGGCGUCGUAGUACUCAACGCUUGUCCAUCGAGUUUUAUCAAUGAUAAUCUGAACUGUCGGCCUUCAUGAAAUGAGGGGUAUUUGUAAUUUUGAGGAUGACACAAGUCCCCUCUAUAAAUUACUGUAUUAUGUACUUCAUUGAGUUAGCUCAAGGUUCCCCCCUACCCUCAUUGAGAGCCGCAGGUUGUUUCGUUAACGAAAAUUUCCUUCGAUUUGGUUCCUCUCAGGCCCACAUAGUCUGAAUCAUUCGAACUUACGAUGCUUUGCCAAGGGUACAUCAGCUUUCAAACUCGAGGUAUUUGAACUUCUUUGUUGUCAUCAGUAAUCCCGACAAAGGUUUAUGAUGGUUCACCCGAAUGCCCAGGGGAGACUUCGAUUCCGGACUUUGGCGGAGUAGGCUACUAAUAUACAAGGCUUUAAAACGCAGUUGCGUCUCGAUAUGCACUGUUUGCUGGCUAGAUUGACCUUUUCAUGUGAAGCACCCUCUCCCUCAAUCCUAAUAACUCUUUCUUCCUCCCUCAGAGGACCCACAAACGUUCAACUCCUGCCCUCGUGACCAAGGUGCCUUCUGGUCAGAUCUAUUUUCCAGAGCUUUCCUGGAAUACGAUCAGUUUUCUACUUUCAAUUUUUCGUCCGACGAUGAUCUGCUCUUUUUUGUUAACCAAAAUGUUCGAAAAGAAGGCAAGGUUUGUGGUAUGCUGUUCUCUUUUUCAUACGUCUUUAUCUCCUAUGUGGUGCCAUCGUAGCGGCGCGUUUUCCAAGUCCCAGCAACCCGUAUUUCGAUGUCAUCUCACUCCUAAUAAAGCUGAUACCUUUUAAACGUUUGUAGGUAGAUUGUUGUUUUUAUAUUUGGCCGUGCUAUUAUCCUGCCUGCGAUUCGUUUUCUUUCUUUACUUAGAACAUGAGAGCUGGCCAUUUGCAUGAUAUUUAUGGGUAACCGUGUGUUCUUUGCCCCCAUUCUGGACCCAUUUGCCGCAUAACCACGAUUUUGAGGGAGCUAAAAUUAUUUUGUUGCCUAGAGUAUCUGUACUUAGUUAUUUCUCCUGCUCUUAAACGCGUCCUCCUAGUUUCCUCCACUUGGUGUAAUCAAGAGACCCAUUGCACAUUUUCAUGUACCGUACGUUACGAUGCCCUUAUGUCAUUUAUCCUAGCUGUCUAUUUUGUUAACGAAACCACAAAAAAGUUAAUCACAGCUCUAAUUUACUGGAUUCACCGGCCUUAGGAGGAAUUUCUCCCACCAAAACUGCUAUUUAAAAAUUUAGGAGGCUAAAUAAACGAGUAGGCAUUCCGAAUAAACCAGCACUUUACUUAUACUGAAAGCCUUUUAUUAAGUAGUUAGUUUUGUCUUAUAUUCAACCUCUUGCCCCCGCAUUCAGCCACAACUGCAGGUCUUCAGACGGGGUAGUCCUAAUCUGCCCGGACUGGCGGACCCCCGCAUACACUGGGAACACACCGUCUACCUCAACCUCAUUUUGCAAUGCGUAAGCUGCCCUGACGCCAUUUAUCCUCACAUCCCAAGGUGUAUUUUGUCCGAAAAGUAAUUUCACUUACAGUCUAACCAACUCUUCUGUGACGGUACAUCCUAAUUGAGCACAAAGCUGACGAGACGUGCCAGUGUAGAUUCCUUGUCAUUUAACAUAAUUUCCGAGAAUUUGCAUGAGCGCGCGAUUGUCUCAACACCAACUUCCCCCUCCCAUCCCCCCUAAAUCGGGGGAGGAGGGCGUUGCAACAGCACACUGGGAAGGGCGUCCUACCUGCUCGCAUACAAUGCUUACUGCCUGUGCCAAGGUUCCCUUAUUCACCAUCACCACGCUUAAGCUUUGAAUGAAGGCCAUUUUUUGCUCCAACCCUCUCCCUUGUUGUAUAUGUAUCCGACAGACCCCUGUCUCUGAGCCUUUCCGACCAUCUGUCGCUCUUCCACGACUGGUGAGUCGGACAAACCACCGAUCCGGGUUCGUCUUUCGGAAGCCUAUACGAAAUUGUAACGUUCUUCCUGCCACUGCGGUUGUAGCCGACCUUCGUUCGUUCGAACUGCAUAUUUAUCAUCAUUAGCGUAAAGUGUGCAAUAUGCAUCAGAGGAGAACGCCUGUUUGGUAAAAGCGAACUCACACUGCCUCCAAAGCGGCAUCAUUAUGUCAUAUCAGUGCGCUACUUUCCGCAUCAUAGUAGCAUUUAUUGUCGCAACUUUUUUGUUAAUUUUUAAGUGUCGUUCGCCUGCUCGAUCUUCCAACUAUACGGACAUACACUGCAUGGGCUAACUCAUGAAAUGUCAAUCGAAAUUCUGAAAUGCGUUUUCGUUUCGAGAAGAUUAACUAAGUAGGGUUGUAAAACUAGUCAGCCUGCAACAUAAUUCUAUAAUAUUUCAGUUACCGCAGGAUGCCGGCUUUCGAAUGAAUUUCCUUCCGGCUGCAUGCAAAAACUGCGCUCUGUAAAAAAUGACUACUUACAUAGCAUACAUUUUUGUCAUUGAUUUUCGAUGCCCUUAAAUAUUCAAUUAUAUUUCAUGGAAAACAUGAAUAAAAAAUAUUCAUUCUUUUACUCAUUCGGCAGAAAAUUACGUCUUCUCCCAAUUUUAUGCUUGAAGGAAGGGCAGCAUUCGGUUUUUAAAGACUUUUCCAAUUCCCGAAUAGUUUUGAACCCGCUUUACUGUCACAUUUGGAUUCAGGGUUUCCAAACUACAAGCUGUAUAUUUUCCGCGCGCGGAAAACCACACAUUUCGCUACGGCAUUUAGAAGUCCCACAAUCAGAAACUUUUUUGAAGACGAUUUAUGUCCCUUCUUCGAGUAUAAACUUGGAAGAAGACGUAAUUUUCUACUGAAUGGGCGAAGGAAUGAAUCUUUUCAAGCAUGUUUUCCAAGAAAUGUAAUUGGCCUUUAGGGGCAUCGAAAAUCAACGAGAAAAAUUCAUGCAACUUAAGUAGUCAAUUUUUACAGUGUAGUUUUUGCAUGCAGCCUGAAAGGAGUUCAUUCAAAAGCUGGCAUUCUGACGUAACUGAAACAUUACAUUUUGCGCUGACAUGUGUAGUUUUAAUGAAUCCAAAAUCAAUACUGUCGGCUCCCCGGUCAGCCAGCCUACUGGGCGCUUAUAGCGUAACGAUUUCAAAUGCCCGUGGCUUAGACGCCUCCAGUACCACGUUUCGUCCUCGGCAAACUUAUAAUGACCCGGUAGAAUCAUAUCAUGUAGCACCAGUUAAAUUCAGAAGAAAGCUUGAUCACGACUCCAAGGACGACGCCGGCCACUGUUUUCAUUCUGCCCGCUCAUGAGUCUGAUUUUAUCCCAUCUAUUUGUUUCUGCUCGCCACCGGCACAGUGGUGCCAGUGUGUACUGGGAUUGGGAACCGACUGGAUUUGGACCGACUGAUCUCUUACUGGACCGCUGGGUUGGGUGACAUCCUCGCCAAGGGCAACCGAUUAAUGAUGACGUUUCACGUUCGGAACCUCCGUCAGCCAAUGCCAUGGUACCCUGCAGAUAUACCAGUUGUAAGACGCCGGGAAUUAACACAGUCGGACUGUGCAUAUAGGGUCCGUUUUACAGCAGUAUAGUAGAAUGGUUUUAAGUGCAUCCUCGCAUAUUGUGAUCCCUGCCAUCUGACGAGUCAGGAGGUGGGACCUCGCGAUCUCUGGGAGCCGAGUGCGUGUAUUAAUUACUAAUUGUGCACGGCUCCCUCCGUUCGGCAUUACCUUGUCGGCAAAACAGAGAACCGCAGUAGACGAAACAGGCGAUCUGUUUGAGGUUCUUGCCACCGAGGAGAAAUGUAGCACUUCUUUCUAUUCAAACCUUUUGGGCUUUACUUUCGGGUUCGCAACCUCCAAUUUUGCUGGAAAAAUUCGGCACCGUGACUAUGUAGUCGAAAGCAGAUGACGUUUCACCGGUACUUUCAAGUGGGAACGCACCACCGAAGGUAAGGAAUUCUGCCCUAGUUGAACGCCGUCAUAACCAGGGAGUUUGUCCCAAGAAUCGCCUUCCCCUCAAAAAUGUGAAAAGUACUGGAAGAAGGCACGAAUUUGUCGAACCCCACUUCUGACCCAGUAGUAUUCCCUAACCUCACCUUGUGUCUAAGCUUUGGUUUUCAUACACUGCCAUCAUGCUUGGGUGGAAUUCAGAAUUCAGCCUCUAGCCAUUCCCAAAAGACGCUUGCACUACAUCGGUCGGACACAUGAUUGUGGAUCCCCCUCGUGCUAAAUUCCUAUUUAUGUGUCCGAACUUUGACCUUAACCCCAACAUUUGUCCUAAUCCUCCCAGCCCCAACUUUAGUCCGAAAAUCUAACGCUAACCCUCUUAAACCCAACCCUAACCAUUACCCGCCUCCUCCCCCCCGAAAUUUGGGGCAAGGCCACCUGUAGUAGUGGAGGAGGUCCAAACUCCCGUGCCCAGCCCACCCAAUCGAUCGAACUCUACGCGGAAGUUAACCGUGCCAUCAUCUGUCAAAAUUGCAUUGCUUGUUUAGGGUCGGUCAGCAGGUUAGUAUUUGACUGAGUGCCUGUUGUUGCAACGGCAGUGCUCUCGCACCAUUCUUCCGUCCACUGGACGGCCAGAAAUAAAAGUACCUCCAAUAUUAGUUUGCUCGAAACGAACUCGCUUCCAGCGACUGUCUUAAACCAAUGCAUCGGAUAUGUAUCCACAGUCAGACUCUCUGCCUUAUCCAUUCCCCCCGUCUUCUAAGAUAUCACUGAAUUCAGGGCAACAUUUCUGUUUUCUCUUACUGUGAUUCUUGCUGUAUUUUAGUUUGUUUACGUGCUUACUGUUGGGGUCUGCACCAGAUCCGGAGCCAAAGAGAUUGAAAUUCUUCGAAAAUGUUCACACGUAAGUGAGAUGCUUGACUUCGUCGCGCUCAUCUGCGACUUUUUUAUAUUCAGUUUUAUACUCUAAAAUAUUCUACAGGCAUUAAAGUUCCUCUGCACCUAUUAGGGAUUCGGUGCCGACUGACAUCUUCUUUUCUGUCCCGAUGUUGCGUUUUCUAAACAGCCCCUACCGUUCUUUGGCUGCUGCGUAAUAUUCCUGCCCUGUCAUCGGGGACUUCUAAGGCCAUGGGGGCGCUAGCUAAUUAAAGCGUUAAAGAAGUCUUAGGGGUUAUUCUUAGGGACUCCUUCGUUUAUUACAUCAACAUGGUUACGCACGAAGUGCAUAGUUCGUUUGUUGUGAGAAGGCGAUCGCCGGUUUACCAGAAGAGUCGCGUGAGGUGGGGGAGUCAAUCCGCGAGGUUUUAUUGUCCGCGAGCUCGAGUCUGGAAUUCGGACAUCAGACAGGCAGCAGGCAUCCACUUUGUACUGAUGGAGACUGCGCGCUGUCAGACCUUUAAUAUAAAAAUCCAGGAACUCUGGCAGAUCCAAGCACUCUAUACUUACUUGUACUUGAUGCGGCUGCAAUCAUACCCGAUCUAGCCGGUCUCGAUGAUGCCACGAACUGUACCUCUCCACGCGUGACGAUCCGCGGCAGCAGGUCUGGACAGCUCAACCCAUUCCCUUCUCCAGCGACGGAGACCGAAUACCGAAGGUCCAAUAACCACCCCCAUGUCUUGACGACUGUGUCGAGACAGGUUUUGAACUGACCCCCUCUUCGAUGCCUCCAGUGGGGCAACGGUGUUGGAUCGAGGGCAGUAACACUGAGCUCCUGGGGUGGACGACGAAGAACAUACCCGAAACACCUCAUCCGUCUUUCUUGGAUGGCCAGAGUUAUCCAUGCGAUGUUGUCGCAGCGAGCGCGGACCGUCUCAUCUGAGACGAAGUCGGUGAACUUCACUCAAAGGAUGGUCCUCAAGCAGUGGUGGUCAAAUACCUCCAGUUUUCGCUCGUCCUCCACGCGCAAAGCCCAGCACUCACAACCGUAGAGAAGGACAGACCGGACAGACGCACGGUACACGCGAAUCUUAGUGGCGAUGGAGAGGUCACGUAGGCAUUUCCGAAGGCUUGAGAAAACCCAGCGGUCAGCAAGCAUUCUAUACCGGGGGUCUGUUCUUGAUUGAGCACCUCAGAUCGCAUGUCGUUCGCCCGCAUCACUGAACCGGAAUUACGGAGCGCCUCGAUUCAUGUGGAGGCUAUAGGGUGCACCGUAAUGCUUGAAUUGUACACUUUCUCAUGUGGUUUCUUUGGAAUUGUGAGUACAGGCAGGUCACAAACAGUGGCUGCAAUUGUUCAAGCUCAAGAACCUAACUCCAAGGCAACAAUGACAAGCAAACUUACUUAAUGACAGUUCGCGUUCACCUCAUCGCAUUAACGUCGCCGGGCUUUAACGGUUUUCCAUAAGGCAUUCGGCGUGCCAGACUUCCGCUCUACGUGUCCUGGUAACCCUGCCACUGCUGGUCCGCGACUGAUAAUUCGUCAGGCUUGAUAGUCUGCAGCUAAUUUUCAGCCAAUUUUAGAUGUUGACCGUUCCACUGUCCGCCAUCCGCGAACUUGCCGGGUAGCCAGCACUUAGGCUAGUGGGCUCUUCCCGCCGGCACUGGCGACUCGGCGUUGGACGGGUUAUAUCCGGCCGGCCGACCAGCCAGUAGUUACGCCUAUGUGUGGUAGGACCGCCUUGUGGAUACUGCAACGCCGUGUUUUUGUUGAUCAUCCCUCCCUUCUGCCGACUGUGGAUUCAGGUACGAACUCUAAUAGUCCGAGUGAAGUAACCAUUCCAGCGAUUGACCUGACUUCUUCUGAAUAAUUAUCCAGAACCCAUUCCUUCGUAGUCUUUGGCACUACCGAUGGCGCCUUGCGAAAUGCUGUAAUCCAGGGCCCAAGAUUAUUUUGUCUUUCCGUCCGUGCUUUCACCUGAUGGGAAUCUAGUUCCACCUUCUCCUUUGCAGGUUGUUUAUGCGUCACCCAGCUCUCGUCAGAUGGAGUCAAAGGGAACUGAGGAAAGGAUUGUCUAUCCUCACGUGGUUUUCCACGUGGAUAACUUCGAAGAGGUGGGUUUCUUCUCGUCGCAGCGGUUUUCUCAGUGACAUUUAGGCCCAGAUGCCUAUGCUUUGCUGGGCAACGAUCGAAUAUGGGGGCCUUCACUUUUUAUUGCUAUAGCAUGCCUGCUUAUGCAACUUAGGUAGGCAUGCUAUGAUAGUGCUACGUUCCUGACUGGGUCUAAAAAUCUACGGUUAGGGUUAGGGUUAGGCCAAAGAUUAGGGUUUGGGUCAGAGCUAAGUUUGUCCGCUGCAUACCGUCUUACCCAGCCCGACCUUUAGCCAGUAACCUUACAUUACCUGUUUUCUGUCCCUAAGUCACAUAUUUCGAAUUGCGCGAUCUGUUCCGGUACGUCGUUGAGGUAAUAAAAGAACAUAUGGUAGAAGUUGAGAGGUUUCUCGAUCCCUUCUCUAGAUUCCGUUAAUUACCACGUGCAUCAUCCGUACUGCUAAAACAAUAUCAGCAACCUUGUCGUAUUACAUGAUCCCUGGGCCUUAUUUUCUCAGUAGGCUCACAUAUCCCAUCCUCGCCUUUUACUGUUUGCCAACCCGCCAUGGCUUACUCUUCUGUUUCUCUUCGCUUCAAGGUGUUUUCUGACUGCGUUCUCCGGGAUAGUGAAUGCCUUUGCAUGGAAGUUACCGCCUACAAUCGCCUCGGGGUCCUUCAAGGCGUCCUCUUCGAGGCCGUUAUCCGCUACUCCGCUCUAAAAACUGCCCACGACCUCCAGGUUUAUCGAUGUUCACUGUGCGUUGUGCGGUCGUCUAUUUUGUUCCCCCGUCAUUAUUGUUGUCCGCAUUUCCUAUAAGGCUGAGGGAAUUUUACUUCUCGGUGCCGUUGUCGUCGGAUUUUGUUGGGCCCCUUAUCUCCUAACCUUCCCCCCCCCCCACACACAGGACGGCGCUUUCUCGGUUUGUGAACCAACGCAUGGCCGCACGUGCCCUCUAUUUUGUCCAGUGUCCGGAUUGCAGACUGCACUUCUAUCCUGUUUUAGUUGUAUUUAAGGUGUUCUGUUUACUUAUCUGAACAGUGUCACUUCUCAUCUCUGCCUUUCACUUAUAGAUCAACAGUGAGCCUUUGACUCAUCGGCGUUCCGGUAGCAACAGUAAUUUGCAAGUGCUGGGACGUCGGCCGAGGCCGCCGGACAAAAUCCUCGACUCUUCGGGCAGUUCCCAACCGAGGACUUUCCUUCGCAUCUUAGCCGCCCGUUCCGAGGCUUUCGCUGAGGUAGCUGUCCACUUUGUUAGCGGCGCUGAGCCUCCGUCGCUGGGAUUUAGCGCGCGUCCAGGAAUCGCCAGACCGGUUACCGCGGUUGGGUCAACGACGAGGAACUCCCAUCCGCAUGUCGGAGCUGAAAAUGCGGUAAGUGGUUAGAAGUGUGGUUGUGUACUUACCUUACCAUUGUCUUUGUCGGUAACGCGUAUUGAUUGCUCCCUGUUUCGCGACCUUCCGUCAAGGCUCUAGCCCAUAGGUUCAAGGCAGGACAAAAUCGUCUGUAUCUCUUCCUUCAAUCGCAAUAUAUAUAUAGCAGGUAACCAAGCUCGGGAAAAUCUGGCUGAAAUGUUAAAAUCUCGUCUCAGUGAGAUAGAAUUACUUAAAUAAGGCUGGAAUUUUUUCUAGCAUACAGUGCAAUCCCAGGGUAUUUCAUAUACGCCAGGAAGUUGACACUUCAAUGAUCUUCUUUCCGACCACCCGAAAGCAUCCUCGCCAAAAGGGACAACUUAAGUACUAUGAUUUUUCCCUGCAAUUGUCUAUGCCUUUAUAAGUCUAGACAGCUAAACAUUCCUUUUGUAGCUACGCCUCAUGUCUUCGGGGUUUGACAACGUUCACUGAUUCCCGCUGCCUACUUAAUGUUGCGGGAGAUUAAAAUCAUACUGUCUGCUUUAAAAUCAACAUUAAUAAACGCGCGCGUACGGCGUCGCCCGAGUAGGUAUUUAAAGUUCUCGAAAUGUAUCCUAAUUGCGGUGUUUUUUUUUUUAAAGAAAACGUCAUUUCCUACAAAAAAGCGUAUUAGGAGAUGCUUUUGUACACUCUUUAAAAAUAUGUCUUAAAGCCAUUGAAAAGCACUGGAAACAAUGUAGGCUUCUUACGUAGCCAUGUUUUAGAGAGUGUGAUUUUUGCAGGUGGCCUGAAAUACGUGCAUUCAAAAAUCGGCUCACUGACGCGUGUUAACCACCUUAAGAUGCGUGUCGCAAACCGAUCAGUAUUGCAAUCCGACUUAGGGAAUUCUUUCUGACCAACUUCAUAUUUUGGAGUUUCAGGUAAUGCCUCAUUAGUCUGAUAACGCUACUCCCCCACAUGACUUUGAAGAUUCCCAAUCGCGGCCUCCAGUUCCUCAAGCGUGUGCAGGGGUUCCGCCCCUGCCACGCACUCCGCGCUUGAUCCUGCAGGAGCUUGGUUUUCCAAUAGAUGAAAUACGCACACCUUCAGCCCGAGGACAGUCAAUUACAGGUGUUCACAAACCCAAGAUUUACCCGAGCAGCUGAACAAGCUGGCACUAAUUGGCUGUCACGCGAGACGACGGUUCGGCCGUCGCGAAUGACGAUGUCCACUGUGUGCUACCACAGCAUGGUGGUCGCAGGGCGGUGACUUGCGCGUGAAUUUGUUUAUACUGGUGGUGGACUUGCACAGCAUCUGUCACACUCUCUUUUCUCACCCGCCCGGGCCCGGUGCCGAGACAGAGGAGGCGGACAUGAGCGUCGUGGCUGACAAAAUUAAACGGCCCAUCUAUACGUACCACAUACGACCUCAUACCCAACACAUGUACCAGAUUUUCACGAUAAGAGAUGGCUCUGAUCCUAUUUGUUUGGGAUUUCCGUGGAGGCCACAUUCGGAGGAAGCCACCGAGCCUGACUGUCCUUUCAAAUAGGGCCGAGUUACUCAGUCAGUUGGCAGCCCUCCAAGCCACGACUUUUAACGCCUCAUGGCUAGUCCCGAACGCAUCAGCUUUGUUACAGUGAGGAGUGCACGGAAGUGCCCUGGAAAUGGAUUUUCCAGAAUCGACCACUCUCCUUCUCUAUUUCCUCUUUCAUGCACCAGCCCCCUUUCCGGGUUUUUCAGCCGUCUGGUUUUGGUAUUGGGCGAAGUGGAUGGUGUGGCAGGAAGUCUACGCCUAGGCGGGGCACUACAACCCCCCCCCCUCCCCCCUUUGUGGGAUGCGCGAAUUCUGCGCAGCCCGACCAACUUUUGCCAUGCUCCAAUUUGGCCCUAUUUUGAUCCAGCGCAUCUGCAGGGCUCACUCGAGACACAGGCCCAGUCACCCGCGCCCCAUGGUCCUUGCGGAGAGGCGCGUGCACGGACUGGUCGGCCGCGCGUCAAGGGUUCUGACACCCGUACAGGAAGUACGCCUCCCGCCAGUGUGUUUUCCCCCUCUCCCAAAAAACUGGUCUGGGGCCUGAAGUUGUGGUCAGAGUAUAUCCCUCACCCAAGCCGAUAGGACCCGAGUCCCCCGGCUCACUGGUAGAGCGCCUGGCCUAAUGCCCAAGGACCAACCAGUGCGGUCGAACACCAACUCUUCCUGGCCUAGGAUUGGGAUCUGGUUGGCUGCCGUUAGCAGAUAAGCCGCAACCGGUCACCCCCCGACUUAGACUCUGGCCCUUCUUUCUCGCUUACUUUGUUGUUUCAUCUCCUCCCUGUGGAAUUUGCCCGCAUCAUGUGGUCAUCGCCUUUUGGGAGCUCGAGUGCCUCCUCCAUCAAGGUUUUUAAUUGCACUUUGCCCAUGCAUAGCCGUUACUGAGUUGGAGAUUUUCUAUAACUACGAAUAUAACCACGGGAAUAGUACAAGGAGACCUCGUCCGUAGAUAUGCCGUCUAGCAAGCGACUCUUUGUUUACCUCCGAGGCCUUCAUGUUGGCAUGCCGAAUAGGGAUCAGACCUCAUUGCAGGAUGCAAUAGCAACUCGUGGCCGCGCGGCGACGAACAAUCAGCGGCCUAAAAGCGUUACUGAAGGAGGCAAGUGAGGCCAGAAUGAUCAUUUAUGGCUUAUUUCCCGUCACCAACCAACCACUCCAAAAUCACAGGUUGACAGAACCCAGUCAGCUGACGACGGCAACUGGGCCAGAAUCCCCCAGUCUAGCCGUCAUCGGCUUUUUCGGCACUGUAGUGGUUAAGGAUGUAAGAUCAACUUAAACUACAUACAAUAAUUUUGCUCCGACUAGUAACAGAAGUCAGGAAGUUGUGAGGACAGGUUUAUUCUAUACACAGGGCAGGUCGCCGUAAGUUGGCUGCAUGCUUGUGACAGAGAUAAGCGUCCCUUCUGGAGAGCGUCAGUUGCGGUGCCUUCUGUGUGUCGCUACCACCAAAAAAGGUUGUUGCCACCCAUUGAUCUAAUGUGCGCACUUGUAACCGAUCAGCGAAAGAGGUUGCGUUGAUUGGCUUCGAGAGCGCGCGAGAGUAGUGGCAAACGAUCGACCGGACGUGUGGUGUGGACGGGAUUGCAGCGAGACAGAUCGAGGGUAAGCCUGCGCAGCCGUGGAGCGUAUACAGUCGGACGAGGGGGCAGAGAAAAGGCUGCUACAGUACCACCACCCCCCCCUCCCAGGCAUUUCAGCCUGCCAAAGCCACUUGCCGAUAUGUUUUAAGCUUUGUUGGUCUGAUUGCGUUUUCUAACGCACUGAAGAUUCUCAAUCAAGGCGAAUAUUUCUGGUCACAGGGAACAAAAUGUGGACCCAUUGCUGAGUUUUUCGAUUUUUCGCAUGUUGACAACUGUCUAGAGUUAGACUGUUGCAGACUGACUCGUGAGCUCCUUGUAGUGAACAGCGGAGCUAGACGGUGUGCUGGCAAAAGCCAGUAUACGAGUUCCGGUUUACAACAACUGUCCAGUAUUGGGUGAGUUGUUCGUCAAGUUUGCAUCCGGUCGCCUGCCCUGUUUCAUGCUUUUAUUGACUUAAUUUUUUGCGGAACUCCGCACGAUUUUGACUACGGUGGAUUUACACUAGAGCACCGCCUGGUUGAACUUGUUUACGUGCAUGAUAUCGUUCUGCAGCUACCAUGCUUAAUGAUGAACCGAAUGCAAUCUCUGGUGAACGAAGUCGCCAAGUCAAUUCGUUUGGCAGCAAGGGCUUCAAGAGCAAAGUAUUGUGGAGCUACGUCUCGUUCCAGGAGAAGGCACGCGUCGUGAUUACGGGCUUGCAGCUUCAAGACGUAGACAAUUUCAAAGUAUGCGGGUUGAGUAAUCGCCGAACUAAGAAUGAGGAGUACAUCAUUAGUCAAGCAAAUGUCACUCACGGGGAUUUGAUGGUGUUUACGCACCCGUCAUGAUAUCUCACUGUCCACCAACUCCCGCAUGUACCGGUUAUCCGUCUGGUCAGUCGUCGUUUAUGAUUGGGAAUGUUAGGCUAUCUGCAUGGGAAACCGGCAAUCGUCCCAGACCCGAUAGACAGCGUGUGUCAACUUUCUCCUGGCAGUGGUUAUUUGGGUCUCUUUACUUGGCCCCGAAGUGAUACGUCGAGUCUGUGGGCAAUGCCGACUUAGUGCGAUUUUACAACUUUCCUUGCGACUUCCGUGACACUUUUGACACACAAGAUCGUUAAUUGAACUCAUUUUCAUCGUCUUCCUGAACUGCCUAUACGCCUUGACUCAGCACAUUCUUUUCCGGAGACUAGGUUGUCAAGAAGUGCUGGCUGAGCAUCAUUUCUCUGGAGAUUUGUCUGUCCGAAACGAUGGACUCUUAGCUCUAAACUGUCUGCAAGCCCUAUGCAUAUAAUUAACUGUUAACGUACCUUCAUGUGGUUUUAAACUGCAUUGCAACCGAAGUUGUGUUAGUCGCAUAUUCGUGACAAAAGCUGAAAAACAUAAACAGGACAUAUGCUUCAGUUUUUUUCAGUUUCAGUUUAUUAAGGGGAAUAUAGGCGAGCGCCUUUGAACUCCUUAUUGGUUGCAAGUCGUCGGAGAAAACAAUUGAUAAGUGGGAAGGUGAAAAGGAAUGUUGUACAUACGCGCGGACAGCUGACAGCCAGUCGAAAAAGAUUAAUCAAUAACGGUUACUUACUAAUUACAAAUAGUAUAAGCACGUAUAAGUUGUGUCGGCUAUGUGAGUGGAUGUGAGGCUGGUAAUUGGGAAGCUUGAUAUGCGUCAAGUCUACACUUAAAGGAAUUUACACAGGAGGAGAUUCCAACAUCGGUAGGCAGGGCAUUCCACGCUGCAACCACUAUGUUACCGAAAAAGGACUUUCGUCCACUGCUCCUUGCUUUCCCUGCGCGUAGUUUUAGGGGAUGACCGCGCAAAGUGGGCGUGUUAGCUUGAGUGAAAUAAUCAGUGGGAUCCAAACAACAGUCCAUGCUGUUGAUAAUGUGAAAUGUUAGUAUAAGGUCACCACGUAAUUGCCUGUAGGAAAAGGGAAACAGGUUGAGGGUUGACAGUCUGACUUCAUACGGCAGUGCUCCCAAACCUUGUGUCAUUUUGGUCGCCCGUCUCUGGACCUUCUCCAAGACGGUAUAGUCCUUGGCAGUCCAAGGCCUUCACGCCUGUAUGGCGUAUCCUAGAUGAGGCCGCACGUAGGUGCCCAAUAUUUUGGAAAAACCUCCAGGGUCAAAUCUCUUAAAGGCUCGCCUAAGGAGUUGCAAUGUAGCCGUAGCAGAUUUAGCCGCCUUCGCGCAGUGCAGUGUUGCUUUGAAUGAAGAUGUAAUCCAUACUCCCAGGUUCUUCUGACUGUCAGCCUGUUGCAGUGGUAUGCUGUGUAGAAAGUAAGUCCUGGGGCUGGAGGCUCUGAGGCUGCCCAGUUGUGUUAUUACAAGUUUAUUCUACCUCACUGCACCGUUGAUUGUCUUAAGUCGGAAUCCGGGAAGACAGGGGUGAGAGGGUGGUCUGCAUUUUUGACGGAUAAAGAGGUCCACUGGCCCUGUCGCCGAUGUGGCAGCGCCUGGGACCAAACGAGCACGUCGGUUAUAUAUCGACAGUGACACCGACGCGUCACUCAGCGAGACAGCAUAGCAGCUGAUGGCAGGCGCCUGAGUGUGAAAAGGGGAUCAACAUCGAUGAACCUGGUUGAUAAGUUAGUAAUCGCCAAAGUCUGUCGGUCUGGUCGCGCACUUAUGUCGAUUUCUCCCAAAGAUGCGCACAAGGUGCCAAUGCGAGAUUCACUUUGACCCAUCUGUGAAGAACUCGGUGGGAUUCGAACCCACGACAGCAAGGGAGGGCUUUAGUACAGCCAACGCUCUAACCAUCUGAGCUAAGAGGCCCCACCGGACGAUGCGAUUUUAAUCUUAUUUGCGAGAUUCAACGCGAUUCUCUAGUUAAACAAGUAAGAAACCAACAGUCCGUCAUUAGUCAUCUCUAGCAGAGAAACCAGUAGUACUGACUUAUGUGGCCCUCUAAACAGGACUUGGGGAUAGGAACGCUCCGCCCAAGUAAUAAAGGUGGGCCGGCACAUAAUUCUGGAAAGGGGAAAAAUAUUCCCGUGUCCUGACCCCAACAAUAACCCUGGUAUAAAACUAAGCCGUCGUCCUAAUCUUGACCCUAACUGUACCCUAAACUUUCGCUCUGCAGUUAACACUAGCCCCUACUCUAAACUUGAUUCUGGCUUACCUUACUGUUAAUAUUAAUUCUAGCCUUAAACCUAAUCCUUCACCUAACCCUAGCCUUAAAUCUAACCCUAAUUUCACCGGAAAUGGGCUCAAAGCCGUCCUUAUUUCAGGCGGUCCCUAUUCCCAUGUCCUGUUUAGAGGGCUAUAUGAGUCAGCCCUCUCGAAAAAUCUGUCAAUGUACUUAAUUACACAGGACUCGAAAGCGAAGCAGCCUGUGAGGCACGUGGACAAUUUAUGAAGAACGUUGGGGAUAUUCAGAAAACUGUAAUGAAAAUGAAAGGGUCCUGUUGUUAAGAAAACCUCACUCACUGCUUCUCUACCGUGACUCCGUACAAGUGGGCCGGCUGCUUAGUUGGCCCAAAAGGUGUUUGCUCAUUGUUGUCGGAGUCGACUGUAUCAGUCAUUCAACCGUCUACGCAACACAUUCCGCUGAGAUUCUAACCAGAGACACUCCCGCUGGAAGCACCUUCAUUUCCUUGCGUUUUCUUGCACCUUUCUCCUCAGUCCCUGCACUCUCGGCGGUGGACUGCGGACUGCCAAAGUCAGUGCCCUCCACCACGACGUCCAACUGGCCGCACAGCCUCCGCCGAACCUGAUAAACAUCGCUCCUCCAGUGUAACCAACAGCCCCAUGCACAGCGUCCUCGAGGACAGGACAGAGGUACGAAAGAAGGCUCGAGUCUUCCUCUCUCGAUCUACCUCCCCGGAGCAGUCACCAGAGCGCCUUCGGGACAACAAAGACAAUGCAGUCGUAGCACCCACCUCGCGCGUAGGCAAACUUAUUUCUGGUCUGGCUGGGUUUACUACCUCGCCAAGCCGAAGGGCACGAUCCUACACCACCAGACCGAGGGGACGAGGAGGAGGGGGCGGUUUGUCCCAGUUGGGUCGAAAAACACGCUCGGCUGGUGGAGAACUGGACCAUCUGUCUGAGCGCUUUGGGUGUGUCACCAAGACGUGUAGGGACGUGGAGGCGACUACGUUCGAGGACGGUGAGUUCCUCAGAUAUCUGAAAUCCCCAUUUUUAAACGCUUGUUAAUGCCUGAUUGGCCAGUACCGGUGUUGUUUUACUAGUGAAGAAGGCCAUUUCUUUGCCUUCAGUUGGGACUGACGUUUUUACCAAUUCAUCGGACGUCAUAUAUAGUGCAUGACCGAUCUCAUGAAAUGUUAGCCAAAAUUCUGGAAUCCGUCUCCGACUAGAGAGGAUUACGUAAGUGGGGUCUUUAUACUGACUAUCAUGCAGCAUAACCCUCUAACAUUUCGGCCUCGCCAGGAUGUCGGCUUUUGAAUGGACUUCUUUUUGACCUCCUGCGGAAACCACACUCGGUAAAAAAAUAACUACUUAAGUAGCAUGCAUUUGUCCUAUUUAUUUUCGGUGGUCUUAUAAAUUCAAGUACAUUUUACAGAAAACAUGCACAAAAUAUGCUUUCUUUUGCUCAUUUGGUAGGAAAUCACACUGUCUUCAUAUUUUAUACCCGAAGAAAGUGUGUAUUCAGGUUUUAAAACAGUUUCCAAUUAUGAGAUUUUUAAGACCGUGUCAUAUUAAUGCAUGCAAGACCGCACACGUCCGUUUACUUAUUCUCCUCAUGAAAUGUACAACACAGUCCAGAUCCAUUGCAAAAUUUCACGAACUCUAUGUAAUAUCUUCUUAAAGACAUAGAGGGAUAUAUGAUUUUCCUUACGCGGAAAGCAUGCACCUAAUUGCUAAAUAGAUCAGACUGAAAAUUAUUUAGGAAUCGGGAAACUUUUUCAAAACCUAAACACACACUUUCUUCGGGCAUAAAAUCUGAAGAUAAUGUGAUUUCCUACCAAAUGGGCAAAAGAAAGCCUAUUUUGUGCCUGUCUUCUGUAAAAUAUGUUUGAAUUUAUAAGACGACCGAAAAUUAAUAGGACAAGUGCAUGCUACUUAAGUAGUCAUGUUUCACCGAAUUUGGUUUCUACAGAAGGUCAAAAAGAAGUACAUUCAAAAGCCGACAUCCUGGCGAGGCCGAAAUGUUAGAGGGUUAUGCUGCAUUAUAAUCAGUAUAACAACCUCACUUAAGUAAUCCUUCCCAAUCGGAAACGCCUUCCAGAAUUUUGACUAACAUUUCGUGAAAUCGGUCACGCACCGUAACUGAGUAGCCGUAAACGAUGGACCCUGCGGUUCGCGAACGAGACGCCUGGCGGUAAUGGCUGAAGUAGACUGCCUCAUGAAGUUACACUUUCUUCCUGCAUACAUGGGAAUGAGUGCUGAUGCCCGACGAAGAAGACUAUUUUUCGCUGAUGAUACCAACUGACCAAUAAUUCUCCGACUCCAAAACUCGAAACACAAAUGGAGUGUUAUUUAAGUCAGAAGGCAACUGGAUGAACCGAUUAUAAGUGCCCUCCAAAAGGUGGCUGCUUCAACUAGUUCUUUUCUUGCUGGUAAUCCAAGACGCGCACUGUCCCUUGAAACAUACAGUACGGAACCUAGCACAUAAAAUAUGCCUAGAUUUGCGGAAAAUCCCUAAUUUCCUGGCAACCGUCCCUAGUAUAUCGACUAAAAAUCUCGACUAAUAAUACGCAACUUUAAGUAGAGUGAAAACACAAAAGAUACACUAAAGGUAAAUUGCGUUGUUCAGAAAUAACAACUUUUUAGAAAGGCGGAAAUGCCGGAAGCGCCCAAGAUUGCGUCAAAUGAGUAAGCGUACGUUUUAGAAGUGCAUUAGGCCAAUUUAUUAAAAUAGCUGAGUAAAUAAAACAGCAGAAGUAGCGUGACGUUUAAAAAUAGUUCUUAGGCACUUAAAUAUCUUUCCAGUAUGACCGUUAGUCAACAGCCUGCAGUCUAAGUAUAGAUUCCUAAAGGGUUUCAAAAGAAUUGGCUGUACUUUUUUCGUUUGUGUAUUGUUUUUAAGAUGGGUUUGACUAAGACAAACAGGAAUUCGCUUGAUUUCCCCGAUAGGGGCGUUACAGGAAUAAAAGUUUUCAUGAGGGUGCAUGGUUACAGACCGGUCGGUAACUAAUAAGUUUAGAUAUAAUUAGCACAUAUAAUCAUAAGCAUACCCCUUUGUGUGUAUCAAGAGGACUUGUCUUCUGUAAAAUUUCCAUGUCUUCCUUAGUGACGGUGGAGCCCAUCGAGUUCAAGAGUGUCCUUAAAAUGUUGGUAAAUACUUCACAGUCUUAAAUGUUCUCAAUUGCCUGCCCAUAAGGAUAGGUUCUGUGCUGUGUUUAUAAAGGCCUUGUAACUGCGAUAUUUAGGAAAAGUGUUUACCGAAGUAGUGACUUCUGGAGCAUUCGCCUUUAUCCAGAUGGCCAUUUGGGUCAUAUUUUAGACUCAUCCAAACAUGAAACCUAAUCGUCGAGGAAGGUGAGCGUUCACGACGAAAGCCGAUGAUGAAUUAAGUAAUUUUCUUCCAUAAGUUACCUCUUUAAAAAGCGCUUCAGUUAAGCAUAUCGCUGCUGGAUGUCCACGCACCUUCAAGGUUAAUUCAGGCAAAAUACCAGAACCUUUGGUUAUGAUCUAAUGAUAUUCGCAAAGGUUUUGCUGCUGAUGUCGACCUCAGUAGUUGUCACAUCUUAAUUGAUUCUUUUCUGUCGGUGGAGGAAUGCUAAAAUUUCAAUUUUCUAUCAGUUUCUCAGUCGUUUUGUGAGCCGCACUUGAUUACUUUUCUUUAUCCUCCAUGAGCCGUGUUAUGCCUCCCCAUAUACGCUGUCCAAGUGCCAGCGAUAGAAAACAACAGAUCCGAAUGGGGACGCACGACGAUGGAGUGACAGAGGGUCUUGAAAGUUGGGUAUGAGGGUCUCGUACGCGCUCCUAAGAGCGUUGGCACCAAAGGUGGGGCUGUGGCCUCCGAUCUGGUCCACGAGCCAGAAUAUCUCUCUGAUAUCACGAUAAUCUAAACUGUUUUCCAUCGAGGCGCUAAAUUUGGACCAGCAUGCCUUUCUGCCCUUCCGCACGAAGUCAGUGGUAAUUUGAGGAAGCCGUCGACAUUGGCUGUCAUCACGUAGUCCGACCUUGACUUUGGCGUCCUAUGGCCAUUACACCCGGUCUGUCCAUCAGGCGAUCCGCGAAGGAAACCGAAUGCUUUCUUAACACUGGUGUGUCUAAAGUGUCACCACAGAAGCAAACCGCUGCACAACCCGCAGACAGCAAUAUGCACUUCUUGGUUCACCGCCAAAUAGGCAGUCUUGAUGGCUUCCAUUCGCUGGUUGCCAUAAGACCGACUUUUACUCGUUGGCUGUUGGCUGAACACAGUAGGGGGGGGGGGAGGUGAAUAACAAAAUGCGCCAUCCCGCUACGCCUAACAGUUGGACAGAAGUGUUAUGGCCUUUCUCAUUGCCCGCCUGAAAACCUUUCGGUGGCGGGAUCCAGUCGUGGCAGCCUAGCAGCGUUCCUAUGUGACCAGACCUUUGGGCAGUGUUUGCUUAUCUCUGUCGGUCUUGAGUUUCUUCGCCGGUAGAAGUUCGAACCUCUCAGACCCCACGUCAGACGCACAGUGUUCUACAGCACGGGCGAACUCCGCGCAACAGUCGUCAACAAAAAAGACCGACUAAAUGCCCCGGUGGUAAUGAAUUGUAAGAACCUAGCCAUUAAAUCCACGUCUUACCGAUCUACGUUGUCUCCGUAGCUGCGUUGGAGCUACUGCCGCGCAAGGAGGUCAAUGCCGCUUUUUAACCGCCUUGCGCAAUGAGCCCCUCGAUUCGUCCUGCAACAUCCAUCCUCCUUUUCAAGAACGAUGGCCUCCUCAUCCAACUUUUUUGCUUAAUAGAACAUCUUUCUAAGAGCAUCUGGUGGCAAACAGACGUGUGCCUCUCGACUCCGGCAGACAAACUAUUCCACGGUUGAGAAAAACUACCUACGUGCAUUCAGCCAUCCGCGGGGGGUAGGUGUAGUCUGAAGGGGUGCCUACGUAGGUUUGCUACAGUGGCGGGUUGAGAGAAGUCGCCACGCACUGGGGGCCACAGCCAAACCCACGCACGGCACAAGAGGCUUAUGUCAAGUCUCAACGCGGUUGCCAAUGAUUCAGGGUAAAGUGCUCCAGGUCAUUUUGAUCAAUUGCAUGUGACAGUGUUCUUCGAACAUUUUUAUAGUCCGCCUCUAGAGUCCUUUGAGUAGGCUAAAAGCUGACCACAUCCAUGGUCUCCAAGCCUGGAUUCCACAUCCAGUGUAUGCUCUUACGAGUACACCAAAGACUGGCAACACAACCCCUCAAAGAGUUUAAGGGACCGUCUUAAUCGGGGGGAUAAUUGGAAUUUCGAUUUUUCCCGCCUCACAGCAGCGCAUUCAUGGCAUGAAUGUGUUCUCGCCUUUUAAUUUCCUCAGAAAUUAUCUACGAAGUGGGAGUAGAUCAGUUUAUUCAAGGUCUAUAGACACAGACCGAGGAUUUUAUACAUGAAUAUUUGGGUCAAAGUCCAUCAGCCACAGCAGGUAACCGCGUAAUAUUCUGUAACCGCUGACAGGCAGCCAGUAGUAUAUUUUAGGGCAAGAGGAUACCAUACCAGCAGCACAGGCACUAGCCAAAAGCACAUACACGCGUGUUUCGCCGAUAUUCUGUCGCUGCAUGACACAGCUGCGAGCAUUCCCUGUCUGCUUUCUGGUAGAUACUGCGAUUUUUAGAAAUUGUAGGUUUUUAAUUUCCUCAGAAAUUAUCUACGAAGUUGGAGUAGAUCAGUUUUUUCAAGGUCUAUAAGCACAGACCGAGAAUUUUAUACAUCGCAGCUGCGCCAUGCAGCGGCAAAACAUCGGCUAAACACGCGUGUAUGGGCUUUUGGCCAGUACCUGUGCUGUUAGUAUGGUAUCACCUUACCCUAAAUGAAUGCGUUCCCCAUCAACAGGCCAAUGUUACUCUAGGUUUGUGUGCGUUGAAGAGGCAUCCCUUUCCGAUAAUACGUGCGUCCGCUGUGGUCUUGGAUGUGAUUAUCAAACUGCUUGCAUUGAAUAACAGGAAUAUUCUCUUACUCGGCAGCACAGUAACUGACUUUUAAAAGUAACUGUCAUCCGCCGAUAUGACAGCACUGCGGUUGAAUUUUCGUACACACCCAUUGCCAAGCAUGAAUAAGAGCAUCAGCAGUAGUAGUGAAAAUGCAAUUCCCAGGGGGCAUAUCAAAAGAAAAGGAGGCGUUCACCGGGAGACGUGUAUUGGGGGUCUGAUCUUUCGAGUAGUUGUUUCGUCUACCCAUCUUCAGAGACUAGGAAGUCAUACCCACAGCUCUCCUUAUAUUCUUGGAUGUUCUCGUCUGCCGCCGACCAGACGGUAAACUGGCGAACACACUGUAAAUGUUCAAUUACGACAGCAACCACCCACUGCAACACAAACGAAGCUGUGGACGCACUCUAUACCGACGGGUGGAAACUCAUUGCAGCACGCCAGCCGCCAAACUGGACGAGAUGAAGCUCCUGCAAGAACUCUUCAGAGCCAACAGUUGUCCGCGAGCAUUCGUUGAAUGGAGCCGAAGACAACCAAGGAAGCGGAAUGAAGAACAUCGUCAGCCAAAAUCGUGGCGGGGCAUUCCGUGCAUUAAAGGGGUCUUAAAAGUCGUGGCUAGAUUCCUCGCGCCGCUCGGAAUAGGCGUUGCCCACGGGCCCGACUCAACAGUCCGCCGGCAAGUGAUGCGGCCAAAAGACCCGAUCUCUAAGCAGGAGAUGUCUGCCGUUGUCUACCGACUUCAGUGCAGCUGCGGGAAGUGCAACUACGUUGGGGAAACCGGCCGACGGCUACAAACGCGAAUGCACGAGCAUAAGUUGGCCGUGCGAAGGUUGGAACCAAAGUCGGAGGUAGCAACCCAUGCCGCGCAUGUGGGACACAUCCUCAACUUUGAGGCCGACGAGAUGGUGGGCCGGGACGAUGAUCAUACGUAAUGGCAAGUGCAAGAAGCCUAGAUGUCCACCGACUGCUCUGUCAACCGCCACAUCAAUUUGCCUCCCCCUAUCUGACUUUGAGAACCUUCUUAACAGGGGACAGACACGGCGCAAAACAGUCAGGACCGUCAACUAUCUCCGCGGCUGAUGAGGGCGGUAUCGAUUCAGGUCACGGUGACAUGCGGGUCGGAUACAGCCACACAGGCGCCAUUGGCGGGCCACGCAUCAAGCACAGUGCAUCAUAAAAGAAGAGUUGUGCGCAUGACUUCCCAGUCUCCGAAGAUGGGUAGUCGAAACGACUACCCGAAACUUCAGAACUCUAAUACAUCCCUCCCGAUGAACGCCUCCUUUUGAUAAGUAGGAACGCUAGUCUCAGAACUGAAACCUGUGAAAUGUCACCUUCUGUUUUGCCGACCCCAAUUUCGAACUUGCCUACACUAGGCGUCUGCUUGCAGUUCACAGCGCCAGUUUUACAGGAUGCGACUUGCCAACUUAACCUGUCUGACAGUCUGCAAUUCUGACCUCUAGAAUUCGAUGAUAUGCCCACCGACACAGACCAGAUCGCCUCUAGAAGCGAAAGCUUUGGACAGGCCUGGCAGUGGUUCAAGGAGCGUCGGCGCAUCACCUCCAUCGAACUGAAUGCCGCUGUAACCUACGUCAGUCUGCCUUGGAGCCUAAUUAUUUCAAGUAAGUCUUUUUGUAGUCCUCUCAGGGUCAUCAUUUCUCUUCCGAUUUUCGCCUGCGCCUGGCUGUAAAGGUCUUCGAAUCACUUCUCUUACGAUCUAUGCGUUUGCAGUGAGCAUAUUGUCAAAGGAAGUUACUGAUCCCCCCCCCCCCCAUCCUCUUAACUGCAAGAAACCUCCACUUGGUCGGGCAUGUCGUAGGUUCAGUGUCUUUCCGACACCUUUAUUUUAGCUAUCAGCUGGUAGUGGGAGGGAAAAAAUAAUGUGCGAAUUUCGAAUGUGUUGACAUUUUUUCCCAGCACGGUAACUAUCGCGAGAGGGCACUCAAAUAUCCGUUGCCUAGAAAUAAUGCCUACUAUAUAUAUUUGAGUAGGUUACAUCCCUACAUGUUUGUCGUUUCGUCCGACCUCCGUUGCCUGAGGUAUGCGAACAGGAGGUCCGGACUAGCAAGAGGGUCAUUAGUCAAAAGCAAAAUGUUCUUGCUUACCGGUAUUCUCUGAUAUCACCGGCUGGAAGAAAACGAGGAGAUAAUGAGGAAGUUAUAAAGAGAGAUGCUACCCAUCCUCUUCAUGGAUGAGGAAUAUUUACUUUUUUAACAGGUGACAGGCACACCACUGAGUGCAGUGUAUGGAAUGUGCUCAAAGGUGUCAAAAACAUCAACGAAAUUAAACACGCAUCCCGACUAGUGACAGUUGGUUCCGUAGCCUGUUUUCUAACAGUGGCCAAGGGUACCUGCAACAGAUGCUGUGGUCUCAUGUCGACUUUUGUGUCGAGCGGAAUUUCCUGGACCGGUCGAAAAUGACGUUUAUGCAGACUCCUUACCCAUCAUCACACAGCAAGGCUAAUGUUUAAAGUAUUCAUCAAGUUAUUUUGACUGUCAGCCAGGUGGAGGAAGAUGUAGCUUCACAAUUCCCUGUGUCUGACCUCUCAGAACUACCAAAUUUGGACUUACAGUGCAUGACCGAUCUCAUGAAACGUUAGCCGAAAUUCUGAGAUGCUUUUUCGACUGGGAAGGAUUACUUAGGUGGGGUUGUAGUAUUGAUUAUCGUGGGGUAUAAUCCUAUGAUGUUCGAGACUAGCCAUGAUGUUGGCUUUCAAGUGUGUUUCUUUGCGACCUCCUGUGCGCCGAGAGCGUCUCUUGUAUGGAAGAUUUGUAUCGGGGGACGCGUCUUAAAAGGAUUUUCUUUUUACCACACUUCCACCAAUUCAUCUUUGCUAUAACUGCUUACAGGGCACUCAUCAAAGAAGGUCAAACAACACUGCGGUCAGGUCGUGCGCAAUCACAGUUGUGCGAGCAGUCAGCUCUUUUCUGCCGCGUCUUUUGCGCUGACUGUCUCCGGAAUUACGCAUCAACCAGAAGCCAGGUUGCGCGAACACAAAAUGGAGGUUUGGUGGAGGGCCCUUAUCUCGUGUGGUUGUUCACAUUUCAAGACACCAUACCUCCUACACGGCUGUCAUGUCGAUCCUCCAAGGAGCCGGGCGCAAGAAAAAGUGAUCUAGUCGAGGAUUGAUCAGCGGUGUCGAACUCCACUCCUACUGUCAGGCCCUCUGCGGACUGGCAAUCGCCACCAAGGUCGCUGUAAUCAGUUGCAGAGACUCAGGGCAGGGCUGAUUAGCCGGUUACCUCACUUUACUGCUCGUUAUGGUGCUUUCCGUAUAUCCCUGACGAUGGACUCGAUGACUAGUCAGGAUUGGACACUGGAAUAAGACAACAGAUUGCUUUGUUUAAAUGAGAGGAGGGGACCUGUUCCCGUGCCCUAAUCGAAACCAUCACAACCCUGGAAUGUAGCGCAGGGCCACCGGUAGUACGGAGGUUAAUAUUUCCGUCCUCCACCCCAGUCAGAAACAGCACAGUAAUAAACUAUUCACUUCAGUUCUCGCGGCUCCCUAAUUUCCUUUUAACUAUUGGAAAGAUCCAAUCCUUAAGAUGAAGCAGGUAUUCUUCUCGCACAGCGUACUGCUUCUCCUGAACGUGCGUCGAUAAAAAACCAAGGUGGUUAUUUUGGUCCCUGUGUCACCGCUAAGCAACCGAACUGUGAGGAAGCCGCCGUGACAGCCUGAAAUGCAGUGGCCGUUUACUUGAACUACAACAUUUUAGCCAUCGGGUUCCGGUGUGAACAGCGUUUGGCAAUAAUAUAAGUUACCAACAGAGGCACAGACUUUUCACUGUUUUAUCUCUCUUCCUAUUCAAAAACUUGUAGCACAUACACUUUAAACAGAAAUAGAUAGAAGGUAAAAUGUCUCGCAAAGGAGAAGCUUCACACAAACCGAAGAUACGCGCGAUAAUCGACGUACUCACCCCAAGCCUCGGUCGCGCGAUCAAGCCCGAAGCGGAGUAUUUGCUCCUGGUGUAAAGUAGCGACAUGUUCUCGGCCAUAGAGGCAGAGGGAUUACGGGUCUCGAGAGUCAGGCUGUAGAAUUUAGAAACCUUACCCUGAAUAUUCAGUGGGUGACCGAUAUCAUGAAAUGUUAGCCGAAAUUCUAAGAUGGCUUUUCGACUGGGAAGGAUUACUUCGGUGGGGUUGUAGUAUGGAUUAUCGUGGAGCAUAAUCCUAUAAUGUUUGAGACUGACCAUGAUGUUGGCCCUCAAGUGCACUCGAUAAAAAUGACCGUCUAAGCAUUAUGCAUCUUCAACAUUGGGUGUCUUGAAAUGCGAACAACCACACGAGAUAAGGGCCCUCCACCAAACCUCCAUUUUGUGUUCGCGCAACCUGGCUUCUGGUUGAUGCGUAAUUCCGGAGACAGUCAGCGCAAAAGACGCGGCAGAAAAGAGCUGACUGCUCGCACAACUGUGAUUUCGCACGACCUGACCGCAGUGUUGUUUGACCUUCUUUGAUGAGUGCCCUGUAAGCAGUUAUAGCACAGAUGAGUUGGAGGAAGUGUGGUAAGUAGACAAUCGUUUCAAAACGCGCCCCCUACAUACAAGACACGCUCACGCCGCGCAGGCGUUUUACCCACUCGUGUCGGCAUCUGAGACUAACUUGUGGCCUUAGUUCUUCCCUUUGAGAAAGUAAUGUUUUAUAAUGGCUUUUUCUAAUUACCUCCUCGCUUUAGGCAUCUUCGACUCGAAAAGAGUGCCAGUUCUCACGUCGCACUUCAUUGGGACCCAGAAGGAGCCUGCCUGA